Molecule: messenger RNA, 1011 nt
Organism: Nanorana parkeri
Lineage: Eukaryota; Metazoa; Chordata; Amphibia; Anura; Dicroglossidae
Gene: CPLX3
Product: complexin 3
Exons: 3
Coding region: 81-557 (158 amino acids)
Biological process (GO): neurotransmitter transport; synaptic vesicle exocytosis; regulation of neurotransmitter secretion
Cellular component (GO): SNARE complex; terminal bouton
Molecular function (GO): syntaxin binding
Source: RefSeq, a predicted model, not a curated record
CAGUUAUUUGUAAGAUCUGCUCUGCAUAUUGUUUAAGGUUCCCUAACCAACUUGCUGAAGCCUUAAGUGAAGCCACAAUCAUGGCUUUUAUAGUGAAGACUAUGGUGGGUGGUCAGCUGAAGAACCUCACUGGAGGUCUGGGGAGCAAAGAGGAAAAAGGAGAAGGGGAGAAAUCACCAGCUGAAGCACAAGGGAUGACAAAGGAAGAAUAUGAUGAAUACCAAAAGCAGCUCCUGGAAGAGAAAAUGGAGCGGGAUGCUGUAUACACCCAACGCAAAGCUGAAAGAGCCACACUGCGGACUCACUUUAGAGACAAGUACCGACUACCAAAGAAUGACGUUGAUGAAACUCAGAUUCAGCUAGCUGGAGGUGAUGUGGAGCUGCCCAAGGAGUUGGCAAAAAUGAUCGAAGAGGAUACUGAAGAAGAGGAGGGGAAAUCAUCUGUCAUUGGACAGCUCAGCAACAUCCAGAAUAUUGACUUGGACUCAAUUAAAGGAAAAGCUCAAUCAACUUUGGAUGACCUGAAACAGUCAGCUGAAAAGUGCUCAGUCAUGUGACUUAUUUUAAAGUCCCAAAUGAUUUGAUGUCCAGCGGGUUGCUAAAACGUGCCGCUCCAGCUCCGAGUCUAGACAUCCAGCACUGGUCACAAAUUAUAAUUAUCCUUCGGAGACAACACAACUCUGUAACAUAUGCACAGCCCCUAUAUUUUAAGAUACAACACUUCUUGGAUUAAAUGGGAAGGGCCUGUUUUUCAGACAAACAUCCAAGAUCUUCCAGGGAAAGGUUUAGAUAUCUGAUUGUACAUAUGCAAACGAUAACUUUUGUGACCUGUAAAUUUCCCUAUGUUGCAGUCUGCUCUUCCUUUGUUUCAGAUAUGAAAAAUGACAAUCACCAAAACACAAAGUUGUGUUGUGUUAUGUAUGCGUCUUACAGCUCUUGAAACCAACCAAUCUUUUGUUACGACUUAAAAUUAGAUGUGCAGCUUUUCUGUUAUACUGUACCUGCUCUGGC